AUGUCCGACGUCGCAGGAUUAUUUAGGGCUGGCGGUGCUGGAAAGAGGAAAGUUGACGCAGUACGGGAUCCCAAUGAAAUAUACAAGUCAGCCAAGCUGAGCGCAGCUGAUGCUGUCAGUCGACAUGCGAGCGCAGAAGAUACAGCAGAAGAUGAUGAUGGUGUCACUGUCGGACCGCCACUUGCACCUGGAGAUAACGAGGACGACGACUACGGACCUGAAAUGCCCCCCGAUGACGAAGAAGGCCGAUUUUUUGGCGGAGGGAUCACACAGCAAGAAUCUGAGAUACUCGACUACGUAGACGGCCGCGGUGAGGAGUCUAAUGCCCCUGACAAGAUCGACGCUGGUUGGGUCCGGAAAACGGCACUCAACUUCGAAAAGCGCAUCACCAAAAACGCCGAGCUACGCGCAAAGUUCGCCGAUGAUCCACAAAAGUUCAUUGAAAGCGAAGCUGAUCUCGACGCCGCUAUCAAGGACCUAUCCAUCUUAGCAGAACACUCCGCAUUAUACCCCCAGUUCGUGAAGUUAGGAUGCGUUGCGAGUCUGGUUGGCUUGCUGGCCCACGAAAACACAGACAUAGCUAUCGAUGCUGUCGAAAUUAUCGGCGAGCUCAUUGACGAGGACGUCAAUGCAGCUGACGAAGACUGGGACUCUCUCGUCGAUGCGCUUUUGAAUGCGGACUUGGUCGGCCUACUUGUGUCGAACUUCUCCCGUCUGAACGAGGAUGAUGAAGCAGAUCGCAAUGGCGUCUAUUACGCUCUUGGAGUCAUAGAGAAUUUGUUGUCCAAAACGACGAACGCGGAAAAGGUGGGACAGAACACGAUGCUGGUUAAAUGGCUUCUGGAAAGGGCACAACGCCAGGAAUUCCCGGUAUCUCAAAACAAGCAGUACUCUGCGGAGCUCCUGGACAUCAUUGCGAACGCUUCGCCGGUGACACGGCAGAAGUUAGCUGAAAUGGAUGCCGUCGAUGUCUUGCUGCAGCUGGUGUCGGCGUAUCGUAAACGCGACCCCGAGAAAGGAGGCGAAGAGGAGGAAUUCAUGGAGAAUCUUUUCAACGCGCUCGUUUGCAUUGUAGACGAGCCGGAAGGCAAAAGACAAUUCCUUGAAGCCGAAGGUAUCGAACUGUGCCUGAUCAUGCUCAAGGAAGGCAAGAUGAGCAAGCAGCCAGCGAUGCGUCUUCUUGUGCAUAGCGUCAACGACGAUAUGAACGGUGAACUUUGUCGGAAGGUGGUGGACGCCGGAGGUUUGAAAGUGCUUUUCUCAACCUUCAAAAGGACGACGCAGCAACAGCGGGUGAUGACGGAGAGCCUUUUCGACAUAUUCAGGUCGCUGUUGCGUUUUCUGCCUGCUGAUUCUGCCGAGAGAAUCCGUACAUUGGCCAAGUUUGUUGAAAAGGACUACGAGAAGCUGGAUCGGCUCUACGAGUGCAGAACAAGAUACACGUCUAGGCUCGAUGCGCAGGACAGGAAGAUCCAGCAGGAACGAAGUCGUCUGAGUGCCGAAGAGGUCGAGGCCUUGGAGGGCGAAUGGUUUCUGAGGAGAAUAGAUGAAGGUCUUUACAGCGUCUGGAACAUCGACGUGGUUUUAGCGUGGCUUAUUGCCGAGGAUGCUGGCGCGAAAAAAAAGGUACAGAGACUAUUGGCCGCAGACGGCAAAGGGCUGGCGGCCAUCAAGGCGACACUGGAGGAGUACCAACAUGACCUUGACUUAGAUAGGCCAGAGCAUAAAGACCUAGCGGAUAUGCUCGCAACGCUCAUGGACUUCUUACACUAG
Colletotrichum graminicola M1.001 is the source of this 1773-nucleotide messenger RNA. RefSeq lists its product as uncharacterized. The transcript has 3 exons. The record is from RefSeq and is a predicted model, not a curated record. Gene Ontology annotation, cellular component: spliceosomal complex. Lineage: Eukaryota; Fungi; Ascomycota; Sordariomycetes; Glomerellales; Glomerellaceae. The coding region runs from base 1 to 1773 and encodes 590 amino acids.